Molecule: messenger RNA, 3056 nt
Organism: Chroicocephalus ridibundus (black-headed gull)
Lineage: Eukaryota; Metazoa; Chordata; Aves; Charadriiformes; Laridae
Gene: FBLIM1
Product: filamin binding LIM protein 1
Exons: 8
Coding region: 1536-2591 (351 amino acids)
Biological process (GO): cell-cell adhesion
Cellular component (GO): focal adhesion; stress fiber
Molecular function (GO): filamin binding
Source: RefSeq, a predicted model, not a curated record
GAUGCCGGGCGGCUCUGCCUCCCCGCUGCCCCCGCCGCGCCGGGCAGGGCGCGCCCGCGGAGCGCACGGAGGGACCCGCACCGGCUCCCCAGGUAGGGGACGGGGACGGGGACAGGGAGGGGGACACCCCCGCCCCCCGAGAGGCAGGCGGGGCUGCAGGGUCACCCCCAGGCAGGCGACCCCCCCCCUCCCCCCACCGGGUAGGGGACCACCCCCCACAAGAAGGGGACGGGGGACACCGCCAGGUAAGGGACACCCCGGGUAUGGGAUAGGGGCCACCCCCAGGUAGGGGACAAGGGACCCCCCCGAGAUGGGACAUGGGACCCCCCUCAGGUAAUGGGAUAAGGACUGCAGAGCUGUCCUGGGACAGGACAAGGGGACCAAGAGUGACCCCCCCAGGUAGGAGACGGGGGACACCCCCAGGUAUGGGAUUGGGGACACCCCCAGGUAGGGGACGGGGGCUCCCAGGUAGAGGGGGACCCGGUGGGGCCACCACCACUUAGGGGACAGGCCCCUCCCCCAGGUAGGGGACCUGGGGCUGUGGGGCUACCCGGUGGGGGAGAGAGGAUUGCAGGGGGGCUGCAAGGCCACCCCCCAGGUAAGGGACAAGGGGACAGCAGGGCCACUCGGGGAAGGGACAAGGGGACACCAAGGGCUGUGUCCCCCCACCCUGUCCCUUCUCCCUUGGGCAUCCUCAAAGCGCUCUCCAAGAGGUCCCCGGGGCAGGGGACAGAGUUGGGGGACAGCUGUAGGGGGCCAUGUCCCAUCCCAAUUUCGGGGGGCGCUGGGGGUGCCCCAUAGGUGUCCCUGUCCCCAUCGGUCCCCCAGCGCUCCCACCCCAGGAGAUUUUUGGGGCGAUGCUUGUAGGAAACCUGGGGGGGACCCUUCCCAAUGCAGCCCCAGCCACCCCAAACUAGGAUGGAGCUAUGAGGGGGGACCCCAUUGAAAAAAAGGGGGGGGGACACACCUCCCAUUAAUGUACCCCGGCUGGGAGGUGGGGGGGAACCAGGGGGUGCCACGAUGGGGCUGCCGGGAUCCCGUCCGCCCCGGCACAAAGAGGAAUGCGACGAGCACAUGGUUCCCAUUAGCCCCGCAGAUUUUUUUUUUUUUUUUUUUUUUUUUUGCUUUGCUUUUUUGAGUUGUUGUUUUUUGGGUUUUUUUAUGAUUAUUCUUUUUUUUUUUUUUUUUUUCCCCCACCCCUAUUUUCCGCAGCUCGGCCGGGGAGGAGGAAAAGCGGCGGCUCCUGCGGGCGAGGAUUUGAGCGGCCGGGCGAAGGCUGGCAGCGCCGGAGCCCGUUUGGGGUUUCGCCGGCGGGGAGGGAGGGAGAGAAGGGAAGGGAGCGAAGCCGCUCGGGGUUUUUUCCUUUUUUAAUCCCUUCCUCUGCUUGAGUCAGAGGCUGAAGUCACCGGCGUGCACGUCCCGAAGCUUUUCCCCCGCCACGGGGCCUGGGCGGGGGGGACUGGCCGCCCGCUGAAAGGAUGCGCCAACAUCUGUGAGCAGGAUUUUGGGGGAGCGGAGCCACCCCGCGCCGGGGCAUGAGACCAGGCAACUCAUCACACAGGUCCGGCUCUUCCAUGGCUUCGGCGACGCUGCCGGGGAAAGCGGAGAAGAGGAUCGCUUCGUCUGUCUUCAUCACCCUGGUGCCACCGCGGAGGGAGGUGGCCACCAAGGAGCAAACCCAAAGGGUGACGCGGCCCAUCGGUGCUGAGGUCCCGGCCACCCAUCGCCCCCGGAGCCCACCACCACCGUCCCCCGCGUUGCCCAAUGGAGAAACCCCCCCAGCAGCCCCCGUGCCUUCGUCCCUGCCGGUCCUCGUCCUCUCCGAAGCGCCCCAGCCCUUGUCUGCAGAGGCGCUGGGUCCGGCGCUGCAGCAACUGGACCUGGCAGCACCCACCACCCUCCAGGCCCCUUCCGCCUUCCCCGCUGAAUUGAGGCCACCCAAAUUUUGCCAGGAGCAAGCAGGCAAGCGGCAGGAUGCAAAUGGGUACCUGGAGAGGGACGGCUCCAGAGACAUCUGCGCCUUCUGCCACAAAGCGGUGGGGCCGCGGGAGCCGACGGUGGAGGCGAUGCGGAAGCAGUACCACGCCGACUGCUUCACCUGCCGGACCUGCCACCAGCUCCUGGCCGGCCAGCGCUACUACCAAAAAGACGGGCGCCCCAUGUGUGACGCCUGCUACCAGGCCACGCUGGAGAAAUGCGCCAAGUGCCGGGGGCUGAUCGCGGAGCGCAUCGUCCGUGCCCUGGGCAAGGGCUACCACCCCGGCUGCUUCUCCUGCGCCGCCUGCGGCCGGGCCAUCGGCGCUGAGAGCUUUGCCGUGGACGAGCAGGACGAGGUGUACUGCGUGGCUGACUUUUACAGGAAAUACGCCGCGGUUUGCAGUGCCUGCGAGCAGCCCAUCAUCCCCCACGAGGACAAGGACACCUACAAGAUCGAGUGCCUGGGACGCAGUUUCCACGAGGGCUGCUACCGCUGCGAGAGCUGCGGGACACCCCUGUCGCCGGAGCCGACGGAGAACGGGUGCUACCCCCUGGGCGACCACCUUCUCUGCAAGUCCUGCCACGUCCGCCGGCGAAACGAGUCAUCCUGCUAGAACCCCGCGGUUCGACCUCCCUCUUCCAGCGCCGGACACCAAAAAAAGGGGUGCACCCACCGGGAUGCACCCCGUGACCAGUCCUGGGUGCCCGCUGCACCCCCAAAUAGCUGCAGGACUGGAGUUUUCGUCCCCAAAACGUACCCAGGACCCCAAGCCGCGGGGCUGGCAAGGUGAAGAAGUGCAGAUAUAAUGUCCCAGCGCUCGUCAUGAACAUAAAAAGCCCCGGCAGAGCAGGGGUGGCGGCGGAGCUGAGGUUAUAUUCACUUAUUUCUUUUUUUAAAUUCCUUUUCCGAGGCCGGUUUGGUUUCCUUGGAUGGUUUUGUUUCUUUUUUUUCUUUCUUCUCGAGCUUCCUUGGAGUUUCACUUAAACAUUUCUCUCUGCGGUGACGCAAAGAGCGGGCACUGAUUUAGUUACUUGCAGUUAAAUAAAACCCCAAGUUUUAAAACCCCUCGUUUCUUUCA